This is a messenger RNA of Amaranthus tricolor (Joseph's coat), 1786 nucleotides long. RefSeq names its product D-xylose-proton symporter-like 3, chloroplastic. Gene Ontology annotation, biological process: transmembrane transport. The transcript has 13 exons. NCBI's taxonomy places the organism in Eukaryota, Viridiplantae, Streptophyta, Magnoliopsida, Caryophyllales, Amaranthaceae. Gene Ontology annotation, cellular component: membrane. The coding region runs from base 159 to 1742 and encodes 527 amino acids. The record is from RefSeq and is a predicted model, not a curated record. Gene Ontology annotation, molecular function: transmembrane transporter activity.
UGAAAAUGGGACAGAGGAAGCAAUAACUAUGCUUCAAUCAUUUAGACUCUCCCAAUAAAAAAUGGCAUCAAUAGACACUACUAGUUACUACUACUAACUACCACAGUUUGUACAAAUAAUUGAUCAUCUUCAAAAUUUCAGUCAUCCACAGACGAUAAAUGGAGUUAAAUGGCAAUAUUAUGAUGGAAAAAUCAACAAUCUACAGUCUUGAAACUUCAUUGUUACCUCAUAAGGUAGACGCCCAAAGAGAGGAUGAUCUUGUUGAACAACAUGCAUCAGAAGUUGAAUUCUUUUCCAUGUCUUCCGUUAUUUUGCCGUUUCUAUUUCCUGCAUUAGGUGGGUUACUAUUUGGAUAUGACAUUGGUGCUACCUCUGGAGCUUCCAUAGCAUUACAGUCUGCUGAGCUUAGUGGUACAACAUGGUUCAAUCUUUCAGCAGUUCAACAGGGUUUGGUGGUCAGUGGCUCGCUUUAUGGAGCUUUUUUUGGUUCUAUCUUUGUCUUUCCGGUAGCUGAUUUCCUUGGAAGAAGGCGAGAACUUGUCAUAGCUGCUAUAUUUUAUGCAAUAGGUGGCCUUACUACUGCAUUUGCUCCCGAUCUUAGUGUUCUUUUGGUUGGGAGGUUUCUGUAUGGCAUAGGCAUUGGUUGGGCUAUGCAUUCCGCUCCUCUUUACAUUGCAGAAACUUGCCCGUUUCAGAUUCGGGGAACUCUGAUUUCAUUGAAAGAACUCCUUGUUGUUCUUGGCAUCUUGUUGGGUUAUUUUGUUGGUAGCUUCAAGAUCAAUGUGGUUGGGGGCUGGCGUUACAUGUUUGGGAUGAGUGUUCCACUUGCUUCUGUUAUGGGUCUUGGGAUGUUAUGUCUUCCUCCUUCACCUCAUUGGUUGCUUCUUAGAGCUGUUCAGUGUGAAGGAUCUUUACCAGAGUACAAGGAGCAAGCGAUUGCUUCUCUGAGCAGACUCCGCGGAAAACAUGUAGGUGACAAGGUGUCUAAAACGAAAAUUGAAGACACAAUAGUAUCAGUAAAGGCUGCUUACCAAGAUCAGGCGGCAAGCUUUUUAGAGGUGUUUCAAGGUCGUAAUCUAAGAGCUUUUAUAAUUGGAGGAGGCCUCGUACUUUUUCAGCAGAUAACUGGGCAGCCUAGUGUUUUGUAUUAUGCUGGUCAAAUCCUACAGAAAGCAGGAUUUUCUGCUGCAACCGAUGCUACUCGAGUUUCAGUGUUGAUUGGCCUUUUUAAGUUUAUGAUGACAGGAGUUGCUGUUCUCAAAGUCGAUGACAUUGGAAGGAAACCCUUAUUGAUAGGAGGUGUUAGUGGGAUUGCUGUAUCCAUGUUCGUCCUUGCCGCUUACUACAAAUUUCUAGGAGGCCUCUCAUCUGUUGCAGUAGGGGCGUUGCUUGUAUACGUUGGUAGCUAUCAGAUAUCGUUUGGACCCAUCAGCUGGCUAAUGGUAUCCGAGAUAUUCCCCCUUCGCACAAGAGGACGAGGAAUCAGUCUUGCGGUUUUAACAAAUUUUGGCUCAAAUGCUCUUGUGACCUUUUCUUACUCACCAUUAAAGGAGCUGUUGGGGGCAGGUAAUCUUUUCCUUGUAUUCGGAGCUAUUUCUUUGCUGGCCCUUGUAUUUGUAUUGACGUUGGUCCCAGAAACCAAAGGCUUAAGUCUGGAAAAAAUCGAGGCUAAACUAGCAGAAUCAGAUUUGAUUCAUAUGUUGCAAGAUGAGAACUGUCUUAAGCCCUCUAUCUCUGUAUAAUACAAUUUUAAAUCAAUAUAUUGUUAAUAAAUAAGCAUUGCCAA